GAAACCUUUUCACUUUGAAAAGCUGCCGAAGCGCGAUAUGCCGAUUGUGAAAUGGGCCAGUAAAUUGCAAAGUACACAUUUUUAAAUGGAUAAUUUUAACUACAAAACAAACGACUGACCAGUGCAGAAAAAAAGAAUCGGGAUGUGAUAAUCAUCAUUAUUAUUGUUUUAUUUUUAUUUUUUUCUACCGUAAACCGACUAAAUCACACAGUGGACAGGUCAGCGUGUUAAUUUGCGCUGUUCAAAAGUCGUCCAAGUUGGAUAAACUGUUUUUUUCAAACUUAAGAGUAGAGUAACGUGGAUAGAAGGUUUAGCCGAUGGGGACGUAUGUUUGAUUGUGUUUCCUGUAUGCAUGUCGACCCUGCAGACCAAAUCCUGAAUAGUUGACAUGCCACCUGGGAUGGUGUGUGUGUUCUCUUCUCUUUUCUCCAUACUAUGUUGCGUGGUCACUCAGAGCUCUGCUUCUUCCAGCCAUCACCCCACUUUCUUGCGCAAUGACACCUACUUUGAGCACCUAGCUUUGCAUCCUGACCCUACAUUGGGUCGGGUCUAUUUAGGCGCCCGUGAUCGGCUUUACCAGCUUUCGUCUGAACUUCAGCUUGAGGCAGAGGAAGAGACAGGCCCUGUGAUAGACAGCCGUGACUGCCUGCCACCAAUUAGUGAAUCAAACUGCCCACAGGCGAAACGGACCAAUAACCACAACAAGCUACUACUUGUGGAUCCUUACAAUCAGGAGCUCAUCAGUUGUGGAAGUGUUUAUCAAGGAAUAUGUCAGAAACGAAGUUUGGAUGCAGUGGGAAAAGUGCUUUUCUCUGCAGAGAGACCUGUGGAUACGCAAUACGUUGCGGCUAAUGACCCCAAUGUCUCUACAGUAGGACUUGUGGCGCUCACAAGAGGGCGUGGGAAACAACAGCCAGUGCUGUUUGUGGGACGUGGUUAUACCAACAGCCAACCUCCAAUAUCUACUCGAAACUUAGUUAUGGAGCCUGUUUUCUCAUAUGAAGAAACUUCAAAGUUGGCUGUGGCUGGGAGGCUUUCUGAGUAUGACCAUCAUUUUGUAACAUCAUUUACCCAUCGCUCGUAUGUCUACUUCAUGUUCUAUCGGAGAGACUUAAAAUCGCAGUCGAGAGAAUACCGCACAUAUGUUUCCCGUAUGUGUUUGGAUGAUGUUGCGUAUUAUUCAUAUGUAGAAGUUCCGUUAAGUUGCCGUUCAGCUGGAGGAAAAAACUAUAACCUCCUACAAGCUCUACAUGUAGGGCUGCCAAAGUUAGGUAAGACUAUGGGACUAAAAAGUAUAGCUGCUUCGGAACAAGAGGUCCUGUUGGGGGUGUUUUCAAGCCAAUUCGCUUCCUCCAGUCGACCCAAUGAAGAGUCUGCAGUAUGUGUGUUUUCACUCGAGGAAGUGGAUAAACGUAUCGAUGCUACAAGAGAUCUGUGCUACACUGAAAUGGGCCGUGCAGACGGACACGAGGCUGCAUACAUCGAGUAUGAAGUCAAAUCAAGCUGUGCCAUUCUUCCAGCGAACACUUUGGAUGCUUACCCGUGUGGCUCUGAUCACACCCCUAGUCCAAUGGCAAGCCGAGUGCUUGUGGAAGCUGAGCCAAUAUUUGACAGCCCAACUGUCCGGCUCACUGCUGUGGCUGUGAGUGUAAGGGAGGAACAUACGAUUGCCUUUCUAGGAGACUCCCAAGGAAACUUGCACAAGGUGUUUCUUGGCCCAAACGGUGAGGUGGAAGAAUAUGCAGUAAUUUCAAUUCAGCCCAAUUCACCAAUAAGCAGAGAGCUCAGGCUUGACUAUCAAGAGAAGCAUCUAUACAUCUUGACAAGUAACAUGCUAGAGAAGAGGCCUGUAGCAGAGUGUGAAAAGCAUUUAGAUUGUCAGUCCUGUUUAUUGGCUCAUGAUCCAUAUUGUGGCUGGUGUGUUCUUGAGGGGAAGUGUGGCCUGCGUAGUGAGUGUGUGCGUGGGCAUCAGAAAGAUCAGUGGCUGUGGAGCUUUGACAUGGAGCAACAAUGCCUGACCGUCGAGUUUCUCAAUCCAUCCAACAUCAGCCGUGAGGAGAGAAGAAAUAUAUCUUUAUCCAUCCCUAGUCUUCCCAGUCUGGAGCGAGGAGAGUUUUACUCUUGUGUCUUCCAUGACAGGUCAAGUUUGGCUGUUGUAACAGAGACUGGUGUCACCUGCCCUUCUCCACACAUAUAUACAUUGCCAUCUGUGCCACCGGGUCAAGAUUUUUUUACAGUCACUCUGUCUCUGCGGUUCCAUGAUGUUGUUGUGACUUCUCGGGGAUUCACCUUUUAUGAUUGCACAGCAGUCAAACAGCUUGCGGGAAGCAUGCCCUGCCAUGGUUGUGUGCAGAGUCACUGGGGAUGCAAUUGGUGCGUAAAGCAACAUAUGUGUACCCACAAGGCUGUGUGCGAUGAGGGACUGAUAAUCUAUAACGAACAUUGGAAAUCUCUCCCCACCCUACCUCCUGCAACCAAAGCCUCUAAAGCUGCAUUCAUGACCUCACCAGUCACAACACACAAAGUCCCUGAAACCAUGGCUCAUACUAAAACUCAGACUACUGCUGCCUCAAUAACUGAAACUAUAACUUCUACACUGGAAUCUUUAACCUCUCCUGCACCUGUGAAACCAACACCAUCAACUCAGAUUUCUCCCACUUUCAAGCCAUCUGCUGCACCCACAAGUGCCUUUUUCCCCUCUUCCACAGCUGAGAUUUUGGCUACCACAUUACAGCCAGCUUCCACGCUCUCUCUGCUUGAAGAGAUUCUCUCAGAAAAAGAGCUGCUUGUUACAGAGACUGAAUCAGUGGCUCUGGGGGAGACCGACACUGAUGUGGUUACUCUUUCCAGUUUUGAAGCAGUUGUAAAAACGGAGUUGCCGUCAGUCAUUGAAGCUGCUGAGGAGCAAAGAAUAUCACUGCCAUCGACAUCAGUUGAAACCGAGAUAAUCACUCUCACAGAAUUGCCACCAUUAAUGGAGCCAAUAACAGAUGAUACUUUGCUCACCAGCACCCCUCUCAUUUUGACAGAAAUGCUGAAUUUGACAAAUGAAACCCAAACUACAGCUUUACCUUCAAAGCCAGAACCAGACAUGUCUGAUUCAGAAUCCAAUGACUUUUUGGCUAUAUCUGAGAGGGCGUCAACUACCAUGGCUUCAGAGAAUAGGAUCAUCAUCACUGACCGUGCAGAGGCUGAUUUAGUUCCAGAUGAAACCGAGGAGGUAGAACUGGCAGAAAACGACAACGCAACAUUUUCUGCAGCUACGAUCUUAUCAGGGGAUGGAGAAUCAGACAGUGAUCCCCCAGUAUACCUUCAUCUACAGAGUACAGACAUGGAUGCUGAUUACCAGUAUGACUCAGCAGAUUUACCGGCUGAUGAAGGCACAUUUGUCAAUUGGGGGGCAUCAGCCUGCCCGUGUGUGGAGAAGAUUCAAGGAUCCUCUCUGCUUCCUGUCCUAACUCAGAGAAAAAUCUCUCUGCUGGCCCGAAACUUGCAUCUCUAUCAGGACCAAGACCUGGUGUAUGAGUGUGUAUUGGUUAUCGAGGGGCAAACUGUGGUUGUUGAUGCAGAUGUGACGCUGAAUGAGGCAAACCCUUUGCUGUUCGACAUCACUUGUCAUGCCCACCAGUAUUCUUAUGAAGAGCUAGUUGGAGAGUAUAAUGCCAUGGUGUAUGUAAAGAGAAAAGACACUUUUCAUAUUGACAGCACUGAUCUUUAUGUGACGUUAUAUAACUGCACAGUUGGACACUCGGACUGUAGCCGUUGUCACACUGCAGAUCAGAAGUACAGCUGUGUGUGGUGUGGGACCGGUUGCGUUUAUAGAGGUUCCUGUUCUCAACACAUCCAAAUGACCUGUCCUGCUCCUCUGAUUCAUUUGGUGGAGCCUUUGUCAGGGUUGGUGGAAGGAGGCAUUACUUUAACUGUUUCUGGGUCUAACUUGGGACAGAAAGCUCAGGAUAUCCUUCAGUCUGUGACUGUUGCGGAUGUUCCUUGCACUGUUAUACCACAUCUAUAUGAAAUAUCCACCAGAAUUAUAUGUACAACUACAGCUAGUGGAGAGGAGAAGUCUGGGCACAUCUCAGUGAAAGUCUCUGGUGGAGGCUUUGGCCUGUCAAGUCAGAGAUUCAGCUACCAGGACCCUAAGCUGAUAGAAAUCUCUCCUCAAAAAGGGCCACGGGCAGGAGGAACAACUCUGACAAUCAAAGGCAGAAAUCUUUUGACUGGUCGUGUUACUGAUAUCAGUGUCCUACUAGGGAAUGUGCCCUGUUCAUUAAUAUCAGGUGUUCAGGAGGACACCAUUGAGUGUCUGACUGGUGCUAGUAACAGGACAGGAGAGCACAGGGUGACUGUGCGGUACGGAAAAAAUGAGCGACAUCUUCAUGCCAAUGGCUAUUACUAUACCCCUGACCCCAACAUCACACAUGCUAUGCCCUCAAAGAGCUUUAUCAGUGGAGGGCGUGUAAUUAAAGUUUUGGGCCAUAAUUUGGAUGUGGUACAGAAGCCUCGGAUGCAAGUAAUGGUGGUCCCUCCGGACUCCGUUCCCCCUUGGAAGAAGCGCAGGCGACGGAGAAAAACUAGGAAUGUAACAGAUGUGCAAGUGCAAGAAGCAAACUGUACAGAAAACACACACUGUUCAUUCAAACAGUUUGAGGAGCAUUGUGAGGUGAAAACCUCCUCUCUGUUGUUGUGUCGGAGCCCUGGUGUAGACCCUCAAGUAGUUGGUGGUCAUAUUCAGGUUGAGUUUUUGUUGGAUAACUUGCGCUUUGACUUUAACUCUGUCAGCCAAUCACCUUUCACCUAUGAGCCAAACCCAACCCUGCACCCGCUGAACCAUGGUGAUCCCACAAAACCAUAUCGGUACAAACCUGGAUCAGUCAUAUCUGUGGAGGGUGAGAAUUUAGACUUGGCCAUCUUUAAAGAGGAAGUAGUGGCACUGAUUGGUGAGGGGGUUUGUACUGUUAAAACUUUGACACAUAAUCACCUUUAUUGUGAGCCACCACCCCAGCAGCCCCCGCUCUCUCUCAGACAUGGACGCAAGCAAGAGGGAGCUGACGCUUUUCCAGAAUUUAUAGUGCAUAUGGGAAACCUGAACUUUUCACUGGGACAAGUGCAGUAUGAUUCUCUCAGUCACUCCAUCUUUCCACUGGUGGCACAAAUCGGGGUUGGAGCAGUUGCGUCUCUUGUUGCUCUUAUUGUACUUAUCAUCGUGUUUAUAUACAGGAGAAAGAGUAAACAGGCUCUGAGAGAUUAUAAAAAAGUUCAGAUCCAGCUGGAGAAUCUAGAGACCAGUGUGAGAGACCGCUGCAAAAAAGAGUUCACAGACCUGAUGACUGAAAUGAUGGAUAUGUCGAGUGAUCUGGUAGGAUCAGGAAUUCCUUUCUUGGAGUACCGUAUGUAUGCUGAACGCAUCUUUUUUCCUGGACAUCGUGAGUCUCCGCUUCACAGAGACCUGGACGUGCAGGAGUGUCGACGGGCCACGGUGGAGCAGGGACUCAUUCAGUUAUCUAAUCUCCUCAACAGCAAACUGUUCCUCACAAAGUUUAUCCACACUCUUGAAAGCCAGAGGACAUUUUCACCCAGAGACAGAGGAUAUGUGGCAUCUUUGCUCACUGUGGCUCUUCACAGCAAACUAGAAUACUUCACUGACAUACUCAAAACCCUGUUGAACGAUCUUGUGGAACAGUAUAUUGCCAAGAACCCUAAACUCAUGCUGCGGAGAACUGAGACAGUAGUUGAAAAGCUCCUGACAAACUGGAUAUCCAUCUGUCUCUAUGCCUUCUUAAGGUAUUCUGCUGGUGAGUCUCUGUACAUGCUCUUCAGAGCGAUUAAACACCAGGUGGAUAAAGGACCUGUGGACGCAGUGACGGGCAAAGCCAAAUACACCUUAAAUGAUAACCGAUUGCUGAGAGAGGAUCUGGAAUACCGAACUCUGACUGUGGAUGUCUUGAUGCAGGGAAUAGGUGUGAAUGAAGCUCAGCCAGUUGCUGCUAAAGUUUUAGAUUGUGACACUAUAACCCAGGUGAAAGAGAAGAUACUGGACCAGGUCUACAAGGGCACCUCAUACUCUCAUAGACCACAUACUGACUCCGUGGACUUGGAAUGGCGCUCUGGUGUAGCAGGGCACCUGAUCCUCUCAGAUGAAGACCUAACAUCUGUGGUUCAGGGCAACUGGAAACGCCUCAACACGCUCCAGCAUUAUAAGGUUCCAGAUGGAGCAACUGUUGCUUUGGUUCCACGCCAUAGCAAACAUAUUCACCAUGAUACCCAUGACUACAUUGCAGGGGAGAAGACGCCCAUGCUAGAGGAUGCAGAUGAGGGAGGAGUAAGGCUGUGGCAUCUAGUUAAGGCCAGCGAGGAGCCAGAGUUACCCAAACACAGACGAGGCAGUUUAAAAGAACGAGAACGAGCCAAGACCAUACCAGAAAUCUAUCUCACACGGCUACUGUCAAUGAAGGGUACACUGCAGAAGUUUGUGGAUGAUCUAUUCACGGUUAUUCUCAGCACUAGUCAGCCAGUUCCUCUGGCAAUCAAAUAUUUCUUUGACUUGCUUGAUGAUCAUGCAGCGCGCCAUGGCAUUUCAGACUCUGAAACUAUUCACAUCUGGAAAACAAACAGUUUGCCUCUGCGGUUCUGGAUCAACAUUGUAAAGAACCCUCAGUUCAUCUUCGAUGUGCAGGUGUCGGAUAAUGUGGAUGCGGUUCUGUCAGUAAUUGCUCAAACAUUCAUGGACUCCUGCACCACCACAGAGCAUAAACUCGGCAGGGAUUCACCUAUUAAUAAGUUGCUGUAUGCCAGAGAUAUCCCUCGCUAUAAACAGAUGGUGGAACGUUAUUAUGCCGACAUCAAGCAGACCAUCUCUGCCAGCGAUCAGGAUAUGAACUCUGCUUUGGCUGAACUUUCCAGGAAUUAUUCUGGAGAAUUAAAUUACCUGGUGGCCCUUCAUGAGCUCUACAAGUACAUCAACAAAUACUACGACCAGAUUAUCACUGCCUUGGAGGAAGAUUCCACCGCUCAGAAAAUGCAGCUCGGCUAUCGGCUUCAACAGAUCGCUGCAGCUGUAGAAAAUAAAGUGACAGACUUGUGAUCAUGGAAAAAGUGAAUGUAAAAGACACUGAUGGGUUGUUGUAUCGACACACGGUACAGUAUCUGAAAAGCUACUAUGUGUAGCAGGUGUAGACAAAGCUCAAGUUGUAUUCAUUUUGGUAUCUACUAAUGAAGAUAAAAUAAGAGUGACAGUCUAUUCUGAUGUGUUGGGACAGAAAGAAUGUGGUCUUUAACUUGAAUAUGGUCAUGGGAUGAUUUCUCUUAAAACUAUUCGGAAUUACGUAUUCCCAUUUCGGUCCCUUUGCAUUUUUUUUAAGCCUGAAUUGCUUUAUUUCUGCGGGGUUAUCAUGAAAAACACAUACAUGCACAAACUUUUGCUUGGUCGUGGCCUUACAGCAGAACCCUUUUGAUGUUCUGUACCGUCUACCUCCGCUUUCUGGAUCUACCAGUGGGUGUGUGUGUGUGUGUGUGUGUGUGUGUUCAUGUGAAAGUUCUUCUUCUCCUCCUCAGUGCGGUUGUCAUUUUUCUCCUCUCCACUGGGCGUAAAACUAAUGUGAUUCUGCAUUUUUGCAAAGUUGCUAAAACUGUCAAAGCAAAAACAUCUUAUGACUGACACUGUAGUAAAAUGUUUUAGAACAUUUAUAGUUUAUGAUGAUAUUGUAAAUUGACAUUGUUUAGUAAGUGUCACUGGAAUAAUACAGUAUGAAAGAGCCUUUGUUUUGUUUACUUUUUAAAAUGUUUAAAGCUGUUACAUAUAGGGUCAUUGUUUCAACCAGUCAGGUCAAAUCAUGUUUAGCCAGUGGUAUAUGUAUAUAUACAUAUUUUUUUUUCAAUUAAUGUUGAUCUUUUGGUAUCUUUUUUUAUUAUUUGAGGUGCCAACAUAGGAUUGAAUGAAUUACUCAUCUCUUACCACAUCCUCUAACAUUUCAUCAGUAAGGAAUUUUAAAGACUGAUUAUUUUAUGUAGGUACUUUUAAAAGAGAUAGUAUUGUGAAAUUUUAGCCUUCACGAGAGAAAACAUGAUCUGUAUGUAAAAGUUGUGCUCAGAUAUAUUAGUGCUGGUCCACUGCAUAAGUAAAUAGAUCUCUCAGAUGCAAUUAACUUCUUUUGAUCAAAGACUGUUCUCAAACACUGAACAUGGACAAAGGACUAGAAAUGGUCAAAGGAACGAAGUGACUAAUUUUUUUUAGUGUAGUAUAAUAUUGUAAAUAAAGACAAUUGUUUCGUAGCUUCUCGGCAAGUUCAAAAAGAGUAAAUUAUUAUAAAAUGGUACUUUAAAAAAAUGGUUUAACGAUAUGCUACAAGUUUAGUGUUAACCUGAUCUAUAGGUUGGUUUUUUUUUUUGUUUUUUUUUUCGUUUCUGAAUGUAUGCUUUAUGUGGGAAUACAAUUUAUGAUCAGGUGUCUUUUCCAUAUAGCAUCACUUGAAAACUAAAAUAAUGUACAUUGUAUUGGGCAUUCAAGAUGAACAUGAUGGCACCAGUUUAAUAAUUUGGAUAAAUAAAGCUUACAUUUGGAGAGUCUC
Pimephales promelas (fathead minnow) is the source of this 8567-nucleotide messenger RNA. RefSeq names its product plexin b1b (gene plxnb1b). Gene Ontology annotation, biological process: regulation of cell migration; regulation of GTPase activity; regulation of cell shape. Lineage: Eukaryota; Metazoa; Chordata; Actinopteri; Cypriniformes; Leuciscidae. Gene Ontology annotation, molecular function: semaphorin receptor activity; protein binding. Gene Ontology annotation, cellular component: plasma membrane; semaphorin receptor complex. The record is from RefSeq and is a predicted model, not a curated record.